AUGAUUGUUGACAGUCGGAUGAAUAAUUUCAAGCCAGACCAGAGGCUCUGUUUAUGCUUUUUGUAUUGGGGCUUGCCACUCAGAGACAAGUUCUGGGGAUCUGCAGAGGCGCGCCGCGAACACGGCAGAGAACAAGGUCAAGGAAUGUGUGCGGUAAUGGGAAACAUGACAGCUACCCACAAUGGCCUUCCACCUCAGGACCUAAACCUAGAUCCCAACGUGGAGUUACCGCAAGGACGCAUGGCAACAUGGCAGGCGCCACAAGGGCUCAAAAGCCUAGCCUUGCAGCUCGUAUACUCCCGAUCUCUGGAAACUUCCCUCAAGCCCAUGAACUCGAAAUCUUCCACUUCUUUCACCGUUCACGCUAGACUGCAGCCAAGCCUCUAUUUCCGCACUUCAGUUUCAAGUCUAGAUCUAGUCGUAUUAGCUCACUAUUCUAUGAUUAAACCUAUGGCAACACAUUCAGACUCACCGGGGCAAAGCCAUAACGUCGGAUCCUGGCUCGAAUUCAAGGAAAACAACCUUAAUGCACAUUCUUCAACUGAAACAUUGCCUCCCGGAGAUUUAACGGUGGCGAUCACGUUGAAUUGCAUUCCGGCCACAUGGGUCGUAAUAUUGGGGCGAGAGCUGGCUUUAAUUGGUCACGAGAGGCGCUCCCCUGGCCGGUGGAACUUAUGGUAUUUCUUCCGCCUUCCCCGAUGUCUCAGCGCGUAUAUGCGGGUGAACGGGUCUCAUGUGCAAUUGGCGGGCGCGGUGAGACAAAAUACAAUGUUACGCAACCUCCCUCCUGGCGAUAAGCGAGUGCAGCCUAGCUUGAUGUGUGGAUCCGUCACUUUCGAACAAGCGAUUGAGCGGCUGCUCCACCCGCUGCCAUGCCAGUCAUACAUCAUUCACCACGGAAGAUGGUUCUGCCGACGUCAAGGUCAAAGAACAGCCUUUCUUCUAAUCCACCUUCCCGCCCACGCCAACAUAAUUGACGAUGCUCAACUGCGCCGCUUCUUACAACGAUUCCCAAAUCGGCCAGAAACAGGGUCAGAUGAAACGCAACAGCUUAACACCCUUCUUGACCCACAGGAAUACAAGGAACAUACCAACGACGACCCUGGCUUCCCGGAGGGCUUGCAAUCCGCUCAGAUCGCGAUGCAGAAGCAGAUUAAUUGGAGGAUCGUGCAAGGACAACCUAGAGAUAUGGGCAUGGGUAGUGGGAGUUCUGGAUCUGGGGAGGUAGAUCAUACGAAAGAGGUGAAGAUCCAUGUGCAAGCUCUACCCAAUGAACUGACUGAAGUAGAUCUGCCUGCCUCCCAUUCAAGAAGAUCAUCACGAGCACGUAAUGAAGCAAUGGAGGAGAAUGAUGAAUCGGUACCUGGCGGAAAACGUAAGGGGGUAGCCAUCAAGCAAACUUCCAGGCACCUUUCCGCUCAGCACAUCGAGAUAUCUAUUUUAUCUAACUAG
Molecule: messenger RNA, 1452 nt
Organism: Lindgomyces ingoldianus
Lineage: Eukaryota; Fungi; Ascomycota; Dothideomycetes; Pleosporales; Lindgomycetaceae
Exons: 13
Coding region: 1-1452 (483 amino acids)
Source: RefSeq, a predicted model, not a curated record